Molecule: messenger RNA, 2265 nt
Organism: Lucilia cuprina (Australian sheep blowfly)
Lineage: Eukaryota; Metazoa; Arthropoda; Insecta; Diptera; Calliphoridae
Exons: 3
Coding region: 1-2265 (754 amino acids)
Biological process (GO): DNA integration
Molecular function (GO): nucleic acid binding
Source: RefSeq, a predicted model, not a curated record
AUGCCUGUUGACAAUGAGGUUGAAGGAGCUGCCGCAGCAGCUACCACUGACUCCAUCAGACAUGUUGCUGGCAAUGCUGAUGGCGAUGCUGCCCAAAUUGCAAGAGUGUCAAUACGGAUUCCUCCAUUCUGGCACGCCAAACCCGCUCUUUGGAUCGCACAAAUAGAAUCCCUGUUUGCUGCAUCUGGUAUAACGAAUGACAAAACUAAAUACCAUACUGUUGUAGCAGCCAUCGAAAGCAGUGUCUUAUCACAAAUCAGCGACAUAGUGCUUAAUCCACCUGUGGAAAACAUGUACGACACAUUAAAGGCACGACUCUUGGAACAAUAUGCUGUUUCAGAGCAGAAACGUAUAAAAAAGCUUUUACAGGAUUUGGAACUUGGCGACAUGCGUCCAACACAAUUGCUUCGCGAGAUGCGAGAUUUGGCUGGAAACGAGAUGAACGACAACAUGCUCAAAUCUGUCUGGAUGAACCGACUACCACCAAAUGUGCGCACCGUAAUUUCCAUAAGUAGUGAUCCACUGGACAAACUGGCUACACUCGCCGACAAAAUAAUUGAGGUUAGCGACUCACCGCACGUCAGUGCAGUUUCUGUACCACAGAACGCAUCUUCAUCACAAUCAACACUUGAACAGCAGAUCAACUUACUUGUCAAAGAAGUGGCUGAGUUGAGGACAAAGUUUUCCCAACGUCCACGUAACAGGUCUCGCUCCCGCAGCCGUAGCGAAUCAAAAGAUAACGAUUCUUUUAAGGAACUUUUGAAUGAGUUCAAGGAUAUCACUCAAGCUAAUUCAACUACAAAAGCAGUGAGGCAUGAUAUAACGCACCAUAUAGUAACGAAAGGUCAGCCUGUCUUUGCUAAACCAAGACGUCUCAGCCCCGAAAAGUUGAAAGUGGCCAAAGCCGAAAUACAAACACUUAUGGAUCAGGGUAUAUGUCGCCCAUCACGAAGUCCUUGGGCCUCACCUUUACACAUGGUUCAGAAGAAGAACGAACUAUCGGAAAGUCAGGUUAACGACGAGGAACUUAAAGAAUUUUUAGAGGACGACUCGAACUUAAAAAUUAAGGAAAUUGAAAUUCCUGGCACACAGUUGGUGAUAUUUUGUGACGUCUCGACUGGUAGAGCACGACCAUUUUUAACACCGCCUUAUCGUAGAAUAGCUUUUGAUUCAAUGCAUAACAUUAGUCACCCAGGCGUAGCCAGAACCACGAAAAUAAUUUCUGAACGUUUCAUUUGGCCAGGAAUGAGAAAAGAUUGCAGAAAAUGGUGUAAGGAAUGCAUUCCAUGUCAACGAAGCAAGAUCCAUCGACAUAACGAAGCCCCGAUUUCUAAUUAUGCUCUUCCUGGUGCAAGAUUCGAACAUGUCAACAUCGAUAUUGUGGGACCCCUGCCGCCAUCCAUGGGUUAUCGUUACUGUCUCACAUGUGUUGACCGCUUUACCCGUUGGGUCGAAGCAUACCCCGUGGAGGACAUUACUACCGAAACUAUAGCAUUUACGUUUUAUCAACAAUGGAUAUCUCGGUUUGGCGUCCCUCAGAGAAUUACAACGGACCAGGGCAGGCAGUUUGAGUCGAAUUUGUUCCGAGAUCUCAACAAUCUUCUAGGUAUUACACACCUAAGGACAACUGCAUAUCAUCCUGCCGCUAAUGGAUUAAUCGAGCGAUAUCAUCGAGUAAUUAAAUCCGCAAUAAAGUGCUAUCAAACUGAAAAAUGGGUGGAAGUGUUGCCACUCAUAUUACUUGGUUUGUGUAUAUCCUACAAAGAGGACAUUAAAGCUUGUCCAGCAGAAUUGGUUUACGGGUGUACUCUUCGAGUUCCUGGAGAGUUUUUGACAGAUACAAAGUCUAGGAAAGUCGUCUCCCAAAGUGACUUUGUUAAUGAUUUACGUUCUGGAAUGCAAAGUAUAAGACCUCAACAAACUUCCAACCAUGCUAAGAGGACACCUUUCAUCGAGAACUACUUGAGCACAUCACCAGCUGUAUUCGUUCGUACAGAUGCGGUACGUCGACCUUUACAACAACCUUAUGAAGGCCCAUUUGAAGUAAUCAAGCGUUUUGACAAAUUUUAUAAAAUUAAUAUGAAUGGCAAACCAGUUAACGUAAGCAUCGAUCGUUUGAAAGCAGCAUUUAAUUGCAUAGAACAACCACAACCGGACACAACUUUAACUAGUGAAGAACCAGCCACAACCAGUGAAGAACCUGCAGCCUACACGACAGCCUCCGGAAGAAGAGUUCGUUUUCGUGUUCCUUGGGAAGGGGAAUAA